CUACAAGGACAAAUGACAAGCAUCAGCUGAAUUCAAUUGAAAAACAACUUCCGCAAUUAGGAGCUCAAGUGCAAGAACAAUUGUUGCAACUGCCUCUGCCUUCUGCUUCUCCUCCAGCACAAAUUGUACAUGAGCAAGUGCAACAAAAGUCGCUGAACUCUACCUCUCUUGCAUCACAAGCAUUACGUGAACAAUUGCAGCAAAAGUCACUGGAUUCCACCACUCGUACUUCACAAACGGUACAUGAACAAUUUGAGGAUUCUUCCAAUCAUGAAACAAACGAACAAUCCGAGGAACAAGGUCCUUCUGCCGAAAAAAGAAAAAGAGGAAAAACUUUGAUGCCAAGUGUUCAUGGUAGGAAAGAGCGCAAGCUAAUUGUGGUAAACGAGAACAAUCAACCCAUAGGUCCUACUGAUGAUGUUGUAGCAGAGUUGGGUAGCUUCCUCGGCACAUUGGCAAGGAAUGCGGCCUUUUGUCCUCUUAUUGUGUUUAAUUGGAGGAAACUUCAAACAAAAGAAGAUAUGUGGAAAUAUAUCAAGGGAAAAUAUGACAUUCCUGAUGCUUCAAAAAAGUGGGUUUUUGAAUCAAUUCAAAAUGCUUGGAGAAAGUAUAAGAAUCAAUUAUUUAACGACCAUUAUAAACCCUAUGAGAAUGACGAGCUUCGGAUGGAGAAAAGGCCGGUUGAUGUUCCUGAAUCUCAAUUUAGGGAUCUUCUUAAUUAUUGGAACUCUGAUGCCUACAAGAAACUGUCCCAAACCAAUACCGAGAAUCGUAAAAAGUUGAAAUAUCCACACACUGUUGGCAAAAGAAGUUUUGCUCGAAUAUGCGAGGCUGAAAUGGAAAGAAUACAACCAACACAAGAAAGUGAAGAUGACACUCAAUCAGUUGAUGCAUUUGCAUCAGUCAUGGGACCUGAGCAUCCAGGUCGCCUAAGGUUGUAUGGGCGUGGGGUUACCAAGACUUCCUUAAAAAGAAAAGUGGAAGAUCUGGGACCCUCUACUGAUGAGGUAAUGCAGCAAAAAUUGGAGGAAAUGGAAGAAAGGAUGCGGCAAAGAUUGCAAGAAAAGUUCAAUGCAGAAAAAGAUGCCAUGGAACUACAAGUUGCAGUUAAAAUCAUUUCACAACUUAAGCAUCUGAAUCCAGAUUUACGGGUUGAUCACAGCAUGCUAGGUUUCAAUGCUCGUUCAUCUGGAGAAGCUUCCUCUGCUCAAUAA
This is a messenger RNA of Nicotiana attenuata, 1214 nucleotides long. RefSeq lists its product as uncharacterized. The transcript is spliced from 5 exons. NCBI's taxonomy places the organism in Eukaryota, Viridiplantae, Streptophyta, Magnoliopsida, Solanales, Solanaceae. The annotation marks the transcript as partial. The record is from RefSeq and is a predicted model, not a curated record.